This is a messenger RNA of Sebastes umbrosus (honeycomb rockfish), 1740 nucleotides long. It is a transcript of the gene il4i1, whose product is annotated as interleukin 4 induced 1. Gene Ontology annotation, molecular function: polyamine oxidase activity; L-amino-acid oxidase activity. Gene Ontology annotation, biological process: amino acid catabolic process. Bases 1 to 1533 code for a protein of 510 amino acids. The record is from RefSeq and is a predicted model, not a curated record. The transcript has 7 exons. NCBI's taxonomy places the organism in Eukaryota, Metazoa, Chordata, Actinopteri, Perciformes, Sebastidae.
AUGAUCCCUCACAUGGCACUGUGCAAAUUCUUUCCUCUGGUUCUAGUCGGGGUUGUGGUGUUUGCUGUGAGUGGGAUCUUUGGAGACCCUAUGUAUGAGUGCCUCCAGGACACUGACUACAGUGAGCUUCUCGACAUUAUGAAUAAAGGUCUUCCUGCCACCAAGACACCUCGUCAUGUAGCAAUCGUCGGCGGGGGCAUCGCUGGACUGACCGCGGCAAAGGUUUUAGAAGAUGCCGGACAUAAGGUGACCAUAAUAGAAGCCAGUAACCGAAUUGGAGGACGAGUGGAGACCUACAGGAACAACAGAGAAGGCUGGUAUGCAGAAAUGGGCGCCAUGAGGAUCCCCAGCUUUCAUAAAAUUCUGCUUUCACUUGCAUCCCAAUUACAAAUUCCCCUAAACCCCUUCAUCCAAGAUGACAUCAACACCUACUAUUUGGUAAAUGGAGUGCUACAGAAAACUAGUAUCGUGGAAAACAACCCUGGUGUGCUCAACUACAGCUUGAAUGAAAGAGAGAGGGGGAAGUCAGCUGCUCAACUCUUCAGUCAGACACUCUGGAAGGUGAAUGAUGACCUCAAGGCCAUCGGCUGCAGUGCCUUGAUGGAUAAAUAUGAUUCCUACACAGUGAAGGAAUAUCUGGUGAAGGAGGGUAACCUGAGUCGGGGUGCCUUGAGGAUGAUCGGGGACAUCCUGAAUGAAAACAGCCUCUUCUACACAUCAAUGAUGGAGACGCUGUACAUGCAGUCCGACAUCAAUGACAACAUCGAGUACUUUGAAGUGACAGAUGGUUUUGAUCACCUCCCGAGAGCUUUCUACCAGGUCUUAAAUGCCACGAUCCUCCUCAACUCCAAGGUCAAGCUAAUCAAUCAAACAGGCGGCAGCCACGUGACAGUAACGUACCAGGACUGGCGUAACUCAGGCUCCCUGACCAACCUAACGGUGGACUAUGCCCUGGUUACGGCCACAGCCAAGGCCACCAUCUUCGUUGACUUCCAGCCCCCUCUCUCCGGGGACAAGAUGGAGGCCCUGCGCUCAGUUCAUUAUGUCAGCUCCACCAAGGUGGUACUCAGCUUCAGGGAGCGGUUCUGGGAGAAAGAGGGCAUCAGAGGAGGGAAGAGCAUCACGGACCGGCCUUCUCGCUUCAUCUACUACCCCAGCCACAGCUUCACUGGCACAGCUGCGGGGGCCCUCCUGGCGUCUUACACUUGCUCUGACGAUUCCACCCUCUUCCAAGCGAUGAGCGAGGAGGAGCUGAUGGCUGUGGUCCUGGAGGACUUGGUGAAGAUCCACGGAGAGGACAUCAGGCCUCUGUGUACAGGUGGGGUGGUGAAGAAGUGGGGCUCAGAUCCUUACAGUUUGGGAGCCUUCGCCGUGUUCACACCCUACCAGGGACACUACGCCAGAGAACUGUUCCAGAGUGAGGGACGGGUGCACUUUGCAGGAGAGCAUACAGCCAUGCCGCACGGUUGGAUUGAAACUGCCAUGAAGUCUGCACUGCGGGCAGCUAAAAAUAUUAAUAGCCUUACAGUUUAAUUUAUGUGUAGCAAAUAUUAUAUUUGCAUAUAUUCCUUCAUGAUCAGUCUUAUAGGGAUUUGUCUGAUAUAUUGGUUUAGCACAGGGGUCAGCAACCUGCGGCUCCGGAGCCACAUGCGGCUCUUUAGCCCCUCUCCAGUGGCUCCCUGUAGAUUUUUUAAAAAAAUUAGUGGAAAUGAAUAACUGUUGUUUUGUAUACAUUUUCAA